AUGAGGGCUGUGAGGCUCCGUCAAAUCGAGUUCGCCGCGCGCGGAAACCUGUCUCUUGCUAUCCAUGCAGGCAUCGAAAGUGGGCACUCACAUUGGCCUGCCCAGACCUUCAAGACUAAGAAGCCCCCUCCUAGGUUGAAAUGCGACCGAAAUCUUCCUGCGUGCGGAAGUUGUCUGCGUCGCGGUGAGCUCGUCGCUUGCACCUAUGCUAGCAGACAACCCAAUCUCCGCGACUGUCCACAAUCGAGUACGAGAGAUCCUGAACAGCUCCAGAGAAAGAUUGAUCGGCUAGAGCGGCUUAUCGUUGAGUUUGUUGAGAACCCUCGCGGUAACAGCGCCGGCUCUGGUAUAGCCUGUGUCCAGACAGAUCGACUUGACGGAUCCGCUCUUCGGGUCAUAGCCCCUCGUGUUCACCAUGGAGAUAUCGACCUGACAAUCCAUGCCGGGCAGGAGACUGUGGUCGAACCGGACCCCGUUUCAGUAAGAACUUUGAAGAUCGACGGACAUCACCCAAAGUCGCUGUCAAUCGAUGAGGCUCAUUGGGCCCGUCUAUUGAACGAGAUUGCUGAAGUCCGCGGUCACGUCCAAACCCAGCAAAAGAAAUAUGACGAGCAGCUGCAAAGGAUAUCUAUGCUCAUGGGUCGUACAUCCUAUGAUCCCGGACCGGCUCUGCUUUUCGGUUCAUCGAGGACGGCGAGCAGGUCUGAGAUAGUCUCGCAACUACCCUCGAAAUACUUCUGUGACCUCAUGGUCGAUCGGUAUUUCUCCACGCUAGACCCGGGGCUCUACAUUCUCCAUCAACCGACUUUCCGUGAGCAGUACGAGGCAUACUGGGCGGACCCAGGCGGUCAAACGUCCAUCGUCUGGAUCGCGCUCUUGUUCGCAGUGUUGAGAGUGGCGAUGAAUGACUGGAUCCGCGAAGGCGAUGAGCCCAUCGAAUACUCUGGAAAGUGCCACGAUAUGGGACUUACCUUUCGGAAACGUCUCACUGAUUGUUUGCUUCUGGCCGACUAUACCCGACCUCAUGAAUAUCUCAUAGAGGCCCUGAUACUUCAUCUAUAUUCAGAAUACACCGUUAGCCGCGAUUCCAAGUCGACGACGUGGGUUCUGACUGGGAUGAUAUCACGAUUAGCCAUGAGGAUGGGCUAUCAUCAGGAGAACCAGCCGUCCUUGCCAAUGACUCCUUUCCAUACAGAGAUGAGGCGUCGCUCGUGGGCUUUUGUCCGACAGGCUGAUCUACUCUUCUCGUUCCAAGCCGGGCUGCCCUCGAUGGUCAAGACUAAAGGCUUCGAAAAAAGUCUCCCGCUCAACAUCUACGAUGACCACAGGUUCCACAGGGGGUGCGAAGUCGUACCGCCUCCCGUCGCGGACACGGAGCCUACACCUGUAUCGUAUCUUCUCUCAAAGACACGUCUCGCAUUUGGGUUUGCACGGGCGCUCAAGGAGAUGAACAGGGACGAGCAUCCGUCGUACGGACGUGUCUUUGAAAUCGACCAGAGGCUUCGAAGCCUCUACGACAAGGUACCCGACUUCUACAAGAUCCACGCCAUUGCCGAGCAAGCCGCCGACCCGUUGCAGGUGGUAUUUUCUCGCUACGUCCUGGCAAAUCUGCAUUACAAGUCCCUCUGCGUGGUGCACAGCAGGUACCUCGAAGUGGCGAGAUCGAGCGGCACGUACGCCUACUCGAGACGCGUAUGCUUGGAAUCCGCCAUGACGAUGCUCAGGUUCCAGGCCAUACAGAAUGAAGAGAUCUUGGUCGGGGGCAGGAGGAGGUCGUUGACAGACUACCAGACCUCGCUGACGAUCCACGACUUCCUCCUCGCAGCGACGGUCGUCAGCACGGAACUAUGCAUAACGCUACGCCGAGGCCGGGGCGAAGAGCGCGGCCUGGACGGGCCGACCACUGCGGAAAUGCUGAAGGCGCUCGACUCCAGCGCAAAUAUAUUCAGCCAGAGUCGCGAUAAGAGUAUCGAAGCUUACAAGGCCGGUGAUAUUCUAGGUAUGAUCUUGAAAAAGUUUCAAUCUCCUCUCCCCUUGUCUGUGUCUAUGCCCAUGCAUCUUUGGACCGACGGUACUACGGCCGGUGCUGGUGCUGGUGCUGGUGCUGGUAGCUCACCGACGUCAAGGUCGGAGGAGGGAGACACUGCAGUCGUCGACAUCAACGAGGCUAUUAUGGUCGGCGACGACGCGGCGGAGUCUGUCGGACAAGGUCCAGGCGGUGGAGAUGGGGUAGUCGACGCUCCGAGACGGAGUUUUGUCCCUCGUCGUCUCGACGGGCACUGGCGAGUCGACAACGCCCUGUGUGGUCCGAAACCGACGUCUGACGAGUGGCCGCCACUCUCGGGUGAAGACGACGCAGCACGCCACCAUCCACCAGAGAGCUCCUCUGCGCCACCAUGGCGGAGACAUGCGCACGCUUCUAGUGCUCCUCCUACUUCUGCAGCCCUGGACAAUGGCGGGUUGCGAGGCUUAUUUUACCCCUCGAUGCUCGAUCUCAGCGACCCGGUCUCGACGUUGUGGAGUCUGUCCGCCGGGCCAUCGAACAGGGGUUAUGGGGACCGGCCAAGGUAG
Messenger RNA from Exophiala spinifera, 2571 nucleotides. RefSeq lists its product as uncharacterized. Gene Ontology annotation, molecular function: zinc ion binding; DNA-binding transcription factor activity, RNA polymerase II-specific; DNA binding. Bases 1 to 2571 code for a protein of 856 amino acids. Gene Ontology annotation, biological process: regulation of DNA-templated transcription; DNA-templated transcription. The transcript is spliced from 6 exons. Gene Ontology annotation, cellular component: nucleus. The record is from RefSeq and is a predicted model, not a curated record. NCBI's taxonomy places the organism in Eukaryota, Fungi, Ascomycota, Eurotiomycetes, Chaetothyriales, Herpotrichiellaceae.